GUUACAGUUGUUCACGUUUAGCAAUAAACUGGCAAUGAACUCAGAGAGUGAUCUGUAAGCACCAAAACUCGCCGAGAACUGUUUCCAGUGGCCAAAAAUUUAUGUAACGGAGUUAUACAUAGUGUCUAUAAACCAAGCCUUUCACCUAGCAUUCAUCUAAAACAUCGUCUUACUUCAUGAGUACACAAGAAAAAAAUAACAUAUCUGAGGAAACGAAUGAAGAUCUUAAAACAUCAGCAACAGCCAGCAUCCUUUUGAAACGUUUACCUGAAGACACAGCCAGCAUACUAGACUCUUAUAAAAGCCGAGGAAAUGAAAAAGUGACAUUACGAUUUAUGCCGAUUGGCAGAACACCCACACUUAAGACAGCAGUUUUUACAAUUAGUGGAAACCAGAAAUUUGAAGUAAUUAUUAAGUUCAUAAAGAAACAACUAUCUAUGCGUAAAGAUGCCUCACUUUACUUGUUUAUCAAUUCGUGUUUUUCACCGGCCCCCGACGAAAGAAUAGGAAAUUUGUUUUCUAGUUUCAAGACAAACGAUUGUCUUCUUAUUCAAUAUUGUACAAAUGUAGCAUUCGGUUAAGGUAAUAAUAAAUCAUCUAUCAUAUAAUUUGAACGAUAUAUUGCCAUUAUCCUCCUUAAGC
Molecule: messenger RNA, 642 nt
Organism: Schizosaccharomyces japonicus yFS275
Lineage: Eukaryota; Fungi; Ascomycota; Schizosaccharomycetes; Schizosaccharomycetales; Schizosaccharomycetaceae
Product: autophagy associated ubiquitin-like modifier Atg12
Exons: 3
Coding region: 177-581 (134 amino acids)
Biological process (GO): macroautophagy; autophagosome assembly
Cellular component (GO): phagophore assembly site membrane; cytoplasm
Source: RefSeq, a predicted model, not a curated record